Molecule: messenger RNA, 2576 nt
Organism: Glycine soja
Lineage: Eukaryota; Viridiplantae; Streptophyta; Magnoliopsida; Fabales; Fabaceae
Product: beta-galactosidase 16-like
Exons: 18
Coding region: 69-2162 (697 amino acids)
Biological process (GO): carbohydrate metabolic process
Cellular component (GO): vacuole; cell wall
Molecular function (GO): beta-galactosidase activity
Source: RefSeq, a predicted model, not a curated record
GGAAGCUAUAGUCUCCAUACGAUAGAAACGCACCCGCUUCCAAAAAGUUAAAACUGCAGGGAGGUGAAAUGGUGAUGAAAGUGUGGUGGUGUUUUUCCUUUGCUUUCAUUUCAACGGUGUUUAUUGGUACCACCGUCUAUGGUGGCAAUGUCACCUACGACGGAAGAUCUUUAAUCAUUGAUGGCCAACAUAAAAUUCUUUUCUCCGGUUCAAUUCAUUAUCCUCGUAGCACACCUCAGAUGUGGCCUAAUUUAAUUGCCAAAGCUAAGGAAGGUGGAUUAGAUGUCAUACAAACUUAUGUAUUUUGGAACCUUCACGAACCUCAACAAGGCCAGUAUGACUUUAGAGGAAUGCGUAAUAUAGUGAGAUUCAUUAAGGAAAUUCAAGCACAAGGUUUAUAUGUAACCCUCCGAAUUGGACCAUACAUUGAGAGUGAAUGCACUUAUGGGGGUCUACCGUUAUGGUUACAUGAUAUUCCGGGUAUUGUAUUCAGAUCUGACAAUGAGCAAUUCAAGUUUCACAUGCAAAAGUUCUCUGCAAAAAUAGUCAACUUGAUGAAAUCAGCCAAUCUUUUUGCUUCACAAGGAGGACCAAUCAUACUAUCGCAGAUUGAGAACGAAUAUGGGAACGUUGAAGGGGCGUUUCACGAGAAAGGAUUGUCCUAUAUUCGUUGGGCUGCCCAAAUGGCCGUGGGACUCCAAACUGGUGUGCCUUGGGUAAUGUGCAAGCAAGAUAAUGCUCCUGAUCCGGUGAUCAACACAUGCAAUGGCAUGCAGUGCGGAAAAACUUUCAAGGGGCCUAACUCGCCUAACAAGCCUUCACUAUGGACAGAGAAUUGGACAAGUUUUUACCAAGUCUUUGGUGAAGUGCCGUACAUAAGAUCUGCUGAAGACAUUGCAUAUAAUGUUGCCUUGUUCAUUGCAAAGAGAGGAAGCUAUGUCAAUUACUAUAUGUACCAUGGAGGAACCAAUUUUGACAGAAUAGCCUCUGCUUUCGUAAUAACGGCAUAUUAUGACGAAGCUCCACUGGAUGAAUAUGGUUUGGUUAGGGAACCAAAAUGGGGCCAUCUUAAGGAGCUUCAUGCAGCAAUCAAGUCAUGUUCAAAUUCUAUACUUCAUGGAACUCAAACUAGCUUCAGCUUGGGCACACAACAAAACGCUUAUGUUUUCAAAAGGAGCUCAAUAGAAUGUGCUGCCUUCCUGGAAAAUACUGAAGAUCAGAGUGUCACAAUCCAAUUUCAAAAUAUUCCAUAUCAAUUACCUCCCAAUUCAAUCAGUAUUCUACCAGACUGCAAGAAUGUAGCCUUCAACACAGCCAAGGUACGCAUUCAAAAUGCCAGAGCAAUGAAAUCGCAGUUACAGUUCAAUUCAGCUGAAACAUGGAAAGUGUACAAAGAAGCCAUCCCCAGCUUUGGUGAUACUUCAUUAAGAGCAAAUACACUAUUAGAUCAAAUCAGCACAACAAAAGAUACAUCUGACUAUUUGUGGUACACAUUCAGGCUUUAUGACAACUCUCCCAAUGCUCAAUCCAUUCUUAGUGCAUACAGCCACGGACAUGUUUUGCAUGCAUUCGUCAAUGGAAAUUUAGUAGGUUCUAUACAUGGAAGUCACAAAAAUUUAUCCUUUGUCAUGGAGAACAAACUCAAUCUUAUAAACGGGAUGAACAAUAUUUCUUUCCUUAGUGCAACAGUUGGAUUGCCGAACUCGGGAGCAUAUCUAGAGCGCAGAGUUGCUGGUUUGCGUAGUCUGAAAGUUCAAGGCAGAGAUUUCACUAAUCAAGCAUGGGGAUACCAGAUUGGGUUGUUAGGAGAAAAAUUGCAAAUCUACACAGCUAGUGGAUCAAGUAAAGUUCAGUGGGAAAGUUUCCAAAGCUCCACUAAGCCACUCACAUGGUAUAAGACCACAUUUGAUGCACCAGUGGGCAACGAUCCUGUAGUGCUUAACCUUGGUUCUAUGGGAAAGGGAUAUACUUGGAUUAAUGGUCAAGGUAUCGGUCGAUAUUGGGUAUCUUUCCACACACCACAGGGAACUCCAUCACAGAAAUGGUAUCACAUACCCCGCUCCCUCCUAAAAUCUACUGGGAACCUACUAGUUCUACUAGAAGAAGAAACUGGGAACCCAUUAGGGAUCACUCUAGACACAGUUUACAUCACAUCGCAGUGAAAGAUCACACAUCAUGAGUAAACAAUAAUGCUCUAUCUUAUUACGUGGAUGCAGAGAUCCCAGAUGUAUAGCUAAAGGAGAAAUACGUUAGCAUGGCCCUGUAUCUCAUUCUCCUUCCCCUAGAUACAUAUUUAGACAUCUCCAAAAUUGUGAGGAAUUUUCAAUAUCUUCAUUGAUUGUCCUUGUCAACAAGAAUCCAUUCUCUUGGCAGAUGAUACUUGUCAUCAUUAAACUGGUAAUACAAAUUACACGAUAUAAACAAGAACAAACAAAUAGAACUUGAGGUUUUCUGUAACUUUUAGGCGUCCUAAACGAUCAUUUCCUUAUAGUACAAAACUUUUUCAAACUAAAAUAACAGACAUGUGUUUGAAUACUUAAUUCUUUAUUUUCUUCAUACCUUCAAAUUCUGAUUUA